GGUCGGCCGCCGGCCUUCCCCCGGCUGAGGCGCCGCUCUCUGCGCAGCAUGAGGGGCCCGCGGCCGCCGCCGGGAGAGCUGCGUUUGCCAGAGCGGCCCGCGGCGUGAGAGGGCUCGGCUGGACUUCCCUCCGGAGCCGGCGGCGGAGCAGGUCCCGGUGACCCGGCCGGGAGGGUUCCGAGCGCUCGGCAACAUGGCUUCCCCGCCCCACCAGCAGCUGCUGCAGCACCACAGCACCGAGGUGAGUUGUGACUCGAGCGGAGACAGCAACAGCGUGAGGGUCAAAAUCAACCCCAAGCAGCUGUCCUCCAACAGCCACCCCAAACACUGCAAGUACAGCAUCUCCUCCAGCUGUAGCAGCUCUGGGGACUCGGGAGGGGUCCCCCGGAGAAUGGGCGGCAGAGGUCGCCUGCGCAGGCGGAAGAAGCUGCCCCAGCUGUUCGAGAGGGCCUCCAGCCGCUGGUGGGACCCCAAGUUCGACUCGGUGAACCUGGAGGAGGCCUGCAUGGAGCGCUGCUUCCCGCAGACCCAGCGCCGCUUCCGGUACGCGCUCUUCUACAUCGGCUUCGCCUGCCUUCUCUGGAGCAUCUAUUUUGGGGUCCACAUGAGCUCCAGACUGCUUGUCAUGGCAGCCCCUGCUCUGUGCUUCCUCGGGGUGUGCGUGGGCUUUUUUCUGUUUACCUUCACGAAGCUGUACGCCCGGCACUACGUGUGGACCUCGCUGGUUCUCACCCUCCUGGUGUUCGCCCUGACCCUGGCUGCCCAGUUUCAGGUUUCGACGCCUCUCUCAGGACGAGUCGACAGCUCCAAUCAGACUCGGGCAGCCAGGCCCGCAGACACUUGCUUAUCUCAGAUCGGGGGCUUUUCCAUGUGCAUCGAAGUGCUCUUUUUGCUCUACACCGUCAUGCACUUACCUUUGUACUUGAGCUUGAUUUUGGGAGUGGCCUAUUCUGUUCUUUUUGAGACCUUUGGCUAUCAUUUCCGAGAUGAAGCCUGCUUCCCGUUGCCUGGAGCAGGGGCCCUGCAGUGGGAGCUGCUCAGCCGAGCCCUGCUGCACGUCUGCAUCCACGCCAUCGGGAUCCACCUGUUCAUCAUGUCCCAGGUGAGAUCCAGGAGCACCUUCCUUAAGGUGGGACAGUCAAUCAUGCACGGAAAGGAUCUGGAAGUGGAAAAAGCCCUGAAAGAGAGGAUGAUUCAUUCCGUGAUGCCGAGAAUCAUAGCUGAUGACUUGAUGAAACAGGGGGAUGAGGAGAGCGAGAAUUCUGUCAAGAGGCACGCCACCUCCAGCCCCAAGAACAGGAAGAAAAAGUCUUCCAUCCAGAAAGCCCCUAUCGCGUUCCGCCCCUUUAAGAUGCAGCAGAUCGAAGAAGUCAGUAUUUUAUUUGCAGAUAUCGUGGGCUUCACCAAGAUGAGUGCCAACAAGUCCGCCCACGCGCUGGUGGGUCUCCUUAACGAUCUGUUCGGCCGCUUCGACCGGUUGUGUGAGGAGACCAAGUGUGAGAAAAUCAGCACCCUGGGAGACUGUUACUACUGCGUGGCCGGGUGUCCCGAGCCUCGGGCUGACCAUGCCUACUGCUGCAUCGAAAUGGGCCUGGGCAUGAUAAGAGCCAUCGAGCAGUUCUGCCAAGAGAAGAAGGAGAUGGUGAACAUGCGUGUCGGGGUUCACACGGGGACCGUCCUGUGUGGCAUCCUGGGCAUGAGGAGGUUCAAGUUCGACGUGUGGUCCAACGAUGUGAACCUGGCCAAUCUCAUGGAGCAGCUGGGAGUGGCCGGCAAGGUUCACAUCUCCGAGGCCACUGCCAAAUAUCUAGAUGAUCGGUACGAGAUGGAAGAUGGGAGAGUCACCGAACGCCUCGGCCAGAGUGUCGUUGCCGACCAGUUGAAAGGUUUGAAGACAUACCUGAUAGCGGGUCAGAGAGCGAAGGAGUCUCAUUGCAGCUGUUCAGAGGCCUUGCUUUCUGGCUUUGAGGUCAUUGACGGCUCACGGGUGUCCUCAGGCCCUAGGGGACAGGGGACAGCGUCGCCAGGGAGUGUCAGUGACUUGGCGCAGACUGUCAAAACCUUUGAUAACCUUAAGACCUGCCCGUCCUGCGGAAUCACCUUUGCUCCCAAGUCGGAAGCGGGCGCAGAAGGCGGAGCGGUGCAGAACGGCUGUCAGGAGGAGCCCAAGAACGGCACCAAGGCAUCUGGAGGAGCCAGUUCCAAAGCCCAAAACGGACUGCUGAGCCCCCCACCUGAGGAGAAGCUCAGCAACAGUCACACCUCCCUGUGCGAGAUCUUACAGGAGAAAGGGCGCUGGGCAGGCGUGAGCUUGGACCAGUCGGCUCUCCUUCCACUGCGGUUCAAGAACAUCCGCGAGAAAACAGACGCCCACUUUGUGGAUGUCAUCAAGGAAGACAGCCUGAUGAAAGAUUAUUUUUUUAAGCCACCCAUUAAUCAGUUCAGCCUGAACUUCCUGGAUCAGGAGCUCGAGCGAGCCUACAGGACCAGCUAUCAAGAGGAGGUCGUAAAGAGCUCCCCUGUGAAGACCUUCGCCAGUGCCACCUUCAGCUCCCUCCUGGAUGUGUUUCUAUCCACGACAGUGUUUCUGAUUCUCUCCAUCACCUGCUUCCUGAAGUACGGGGCCAACGCCACGCCGCCCCCGCCGGCAGCCCUGGCCGUCUUUGCGGCAGCGCUGCUGCUGGAGGUGCUGUCCCUCGGGGUCUCCGUCAGGAUGGCGUUCUUCCUGGAGGACGUGAUGGCUUGUACCAAGCGCCUGCUGGAGUGGAUCGCUGGCUGGCUCCCGCGCCACUGCAUCGGGGCCGUCCUGGUGUCCCUCCCCGCCCUCGCCGUCUACUCACACGUCACCUCCGAAUUUGAGACGGACAUACACUCCACCGUGUUCACGGGCUCGGCCGUCCUGAUCGCCGUGGUGCACUACUGCAACUUCUGCCAGCUCAGCUCCUGGAUGAGGUCCUCUCUGGCCACAGUCGUUGGGGCCGGGCCCCUGCUCCUGCUCUACGCCUCCCUCUGCCCCGACAGUUCCAUAGUAAUUUCACACCUUGAUGCAGUACAGAAUUUCAGCUCCGCGGGGAAGCCCUGCAACGCCUCGCUGCCGCCCGACAGCAGGAGCCCGGCCCGCCUGAUCGGCCAGGAGGUGGUUCUGGUCUUCUUCCUCCUGCUCCUGCUGGUCUGGUUCCUGAACCGAGAGUUCGAGGUCAGCUACCGCCUGCACUACCACGGGGACGUGGAGGCGGACCUGCACCGCACCAAGAUCCAGAGCAUGAGGGACCAGGCCGACUGGCUGCUGAGAAACAUCAUCCCCUACCACGUGGCCGAGCAGCUGAAGGUCUCCCAGACCUACUCCAAGAACCACGACAGCGGGGGUGUCAUCUUCGCCAGCAUCGUCAACUUCGGCGAGUUCUAUGAGGAGAACUACGAGGGCGGCAAGGAGUGCUACCGCGUCCUCAACGAGCUCAUCGGGGACUUCGACGAGCUGCUGAGCAAGCCGGACUACAGCAGCAUCGAGAAGAUCAAGACCAUCGGCGCCACGUACAUGGCCGCGUCGGGGCUGAACGCCACGCAGGGCCGCGACGGCGGCCACCCGCAGGAGCACCUGCAGGUGCUCUUCGAGUUUGCCAGGGAGAUGAUGCGCGUGGUGGACGACUUCAACAACAACAUGCUCUGGUUCAACUUCAAGCUCAGGGUGGGCUUCAACCAUGGGCCCCUGACGGCCGGCGUCAUCGGCACCACCAAGCUGCUGUACGACAUCUGGGGGGACACGGUCAACAUCGCCAGCCGCAUGGACACCACGGGGGUGGAGUGCCGCAUCCAGGUGAGCGAGGAGAGCUACCGCGUCCUGAGCAAGAUGGGCUACGACUUCGACUACAGGGGCACGGUGAACGUCAAGGGCAAGGGCCAGAUGAAGACCUACCUGUACCCCAGGUGCUCGGACCACGGCCUGGUACCGAAGCACCAGCUGUCCAUCUCCCCCGACAUCCGAGUCCAGGUGGACGGCAGCAUCGGGCGCUCCCCCACGGACGAGAUCGCCAACCUGGUGCCUUCUGUACAGAUCUCGGACCAGGCCUCGCCGGCCUCGGAUAACACGCCAGCCAGGGACGCCCCCCCGUCGGCCAAGAGACCCUGGAGGGAGCCCGGCAAAGCCGAGGAGCGGUGUCGGUUCGGCAAAGCCAUAGAGAAAAGCGACUGUGAAGAAUCGGGGGCGGAGGACACCGACGAACUCACCAAGCUCAGCAUCUGCAGGAGGGCGUGACGCAGCCCCAGCGCCGCCCGCACCGGCGGUGCUCUGCUCGCCAGCAGCAAUCUCCGCGCGUGGCUGUCGUGCGCCCCAGGCGCCCCGGCCCCGGCCCGGGCUGUGGUGUCACGUGGUCAUUGCAGCCCUAACCUCUGUGUGGACCACAGGUCUUCAGGGUUCGUGUUCGUGCGUUUCUUUCCUCUUUCUUCCCCGUGGUGUGGCCGUCGGCAGCAUGGAGAACAAGUGCCUUCAGGGGCUGGUGAGGCCUCGGGAGUCCGGGGAGGCGCGGCGAGGGCGUGGCGCUGGUUGGGGUUGGACGUGAAAACAAAAGCUGUGGUUAAAAUAUUA
This is a messenger RNA of Phacochoerus africanus (Common warthog), 4582 nucleotides long. It is a transcript of the gene ADCY9, whose product is annotated as adenylate cyclase 9. NCBI's taxonomy places the organism in Eukaryota, Metazoa, Chordata, Mammalia, Artiodactyla, Suidae. Gene Ontology annotation, biological process: intracellular signal transduction; adenylate cyclase-activating G protein-coupled receptor signaling pathway; cyclic nucleotide biosynthetic process. Bases 194 to 4252 code for a protein of 1352 amino acids. Gene Ontology annotation, molecular function: adenylate cyclase activity. The record is from RefSeq and is a predicted model, not a curated record. The transcript has 11 exons.